CGCUAGUCCCGCGCGUUUGCUUGCUCCAAGCUGUAUAAAUCAAGCUUUUUGAUAAAACUUCAGAACUUUUGAUAUAUGUACAUAUUAUAAAAUACGACGUAGAUCAAAUCUAACUCAAAAUGCAGGUUGAGUCAUUAGGAAAUUUACCGUACUGCAAAGUGCUGUGGUCUGUUAUUUCCAGCACUACAAUUCGGUGUGAUAAAGCUUUAGUGAUAGAAGAAAUAAAUCAUGCUAAUGACUUGUUAAAAGAAGGUCUCUUGUUCUUUAAGAAUUUCACUGAAGCUUCCCUUCAGAAAUUUGAGAAAACAAAUCCUCCACCAAGGAUGUUUGAUCUCAUUUCAAAGUUAGCACCAUUUUUGAAUUUGGAUACAUCAAUAGCUUGGGAUUUGACAUGUAAUUACAUGAUGUAUGAAUAUAGAAGUAGUGCUGAAACAUUUGCUUCCCAACUAUCUGAUCUAACCUCCAUAAAUGUGUUGAUUGAAGAGUUAUGGAAUUUUUAUCAUUCUGAGAGAAUCACCAUGAUAAAAUGUUUGAAAUUAAUGAUUGAAUAUCGAGACAAUCAAAAUCAUCCUUACCAAAAAGAGUUUGCAGAUUUUUUUAAAACUACACCUUUAGAAAGUAUUCUUCAAUCAUCUUUGAAACAAAUAGAUCGUUUAAAAUUCAACAAUAUCUCUAAUAGGUCGCAUCUUCUCACUGAGGAACAUCUGUACAAACUCUACUUCAGUACCCUAAUAGAAAUGCGUGAAUUAUUACACAUAGUUACCAUGAUAUUGGAUACUAUUCGACCAACCAGCUUUGAUGGAGUCUAUGAAAGUAUUUGCGGAGAACCAAGACGAAUUGUGAGCACUAAGAGUCACGAAGAAAAAGAAACAGUUACAAAAAAGCUUGAAGAAAUUCGACAAUGUCAAGCAGCUUGUUUUGUAGUCAUUCUAGAUGUUACCAAACAAAUUGAAAAUGAUUCGGGCACAAAUAAUAUAAGCAGUUGGAUAAAAAAUAUGGGAAACAGCAUUCAUGAUAUAUUAGAACAUAAAUAUUUGAGAGAUACCACUUUAGAAGAUGGACCAUUACUAUUGGCAUGGAUGUUAGCCAAUUAUGCUAUUGAACCAGAUAAUACUGAAAUCUUGAAUCGAUUUCGUCCCUUUGGAAUUCGAGCUAUACAACUCGAAGUUUUCAAAACGCUGAAAAAUUUAAUGGAAAGUGAAAUGAUGAAUGAAACAACUCGAUAUUCACAGGUGGUACGUACUAGUGUAUACAAUCUUUUAUCAUUGUUGUGUACAUUCAUUGAUGAAGAUAGAGUAAGCAGUUUUGAAGGAAUAUUUGAUGCUACUGCAGCAAUUUUACGUUAUCCUGAAACUGCUACUGAAUUUUGGAGAGAUCGCAAAGAGGAAGCAGGAUUAUGGCCUAUAUUUAAUCGAGCAAUUGCAUUAUUUCCCUAUCGUUUUGAACCUCUUACAUGUAUUGCAAUUGGAUUAGCAAAUGCUUCAACUUCAAGUGCUCAAAAAAUAGCAGCUAAAUUAGAAGACCUUGAAUCUGUAACAUUAGAAGGUCCAAGAUACCGUAAUUUUUCCGGAGGUAAUACAUCCGGUCGACAAGCAUUCCGCCCUUACAAUCAAGAAUGUACUCUUCAUCAUAACAACUUCACCAUUCCUGAGAAUUGUGAGCGACUAGUGUUAGAUCAUGAAUCAGGAGAUAAAGAAGUCGUUGUGUGGAGAGUAAAAUCAAGGUAUGGCGAUGCAUUUCAUCAUAAAAUCGAACAGUUAUUUUCUUUUGCUGGCAGUGGAAUAAUGAAUGUAAGUGAUGUUCAAACUAAUUUACCUGAUCAUGUUGCUCAAGGCUAUGGUUUAUUAGAAGCUCUACUUAAUGCCAACGUAGAGAUUCCUGCUGGAAUGGUGAUUCCAACUGAAUUAAGUUUAGAAGUAAUCAACAGAUUUUCGUACCCAGUUUUACCAAAAGGUUUAUAUCGAGUUGUAGCGGCUUGCUUCAGUGUAACUUCAAAAUUAGCAUUAAAAUAUCCUGAUGAGAUUUUAACACGAAUGCGAGUUGGUAUUUAUCCAAAAUUUAAUGAUUGGUAUCAAGAUACUAAAGAACUCGCGAGAGCUAUUUCCUUCGAUGGAGGCUUGGUAGCUUCUUGGUUAUCUGGUGUAGAAACAAUUGAGCAUCGAUAUCCAGUUUUAAGUGCUUACUUAUACACUUUAUAUAAUUAUCUAGUAUCAAAGCAUACUGAAGAAGCGAUGUAUAAUAUGGAAAUUCCAGGAAUGGUGUUUCUUCUUCAAGGUGUCUUACCAAAAUUGGACUCAUGGUAUUUUUCAUCAGAGACUGAACGAAUUGAACUAUGGCUUAGAGCUAUGUCUUGCAUUCAUCAUACGCUUGAUACUAAUUUAUCAAAGAGUGAUCCUAGGAAAAAAUUACAGCUCGUUGUUGCUUAUAGUCUUUUAUAUCUAGAACCCAGACAUGCGUUAUUGAAAUUCGUUAGAACUGGAGAAAAAAAUUUAAGGAUGAAAAUGAUGAGUGAAUCUGAUUGGAUUAGUGGAAAAGGAUUUAAAAUAAUAGAGAGUGUUCGAUUAGCACUUUCAUUGGUAAAUAGACUUUUGAUGUUCCGUAAAAGUCUUGGAUUAAGUCAUGACGAAAGAUCACCUCUGGAAAUCGCUCUUUAUACAUCUCCUUCAUUGCCAAAUGGUCUUUUGAUUGUACCAACAAUUGUAAACUACUUAUAUGUUGAGUUUAGUCCAUCUCUACAAGCUAUGGCUGUCAGUUUAUUAAAAAAAUUUGCUCAAGGUUUUUCAAUGUCACUAUUAGUGUGUAUGGGGAUGAAUGGCACAUCAAUACGUCACACUUUUGCUUCACGACUUAUGUCUCCCACUUGCUCAGUCAAAGUUAAAGUUGCUAUAUUGGAAUUGGUUACUGUUUGUUUGGAAAGGCAGCCAGGUCUUACAGAAGCUCUUUUUAAUAUUUUACAUCAAGAAGAGAAAAAACGAAUGUUUCCACCACCACCAGAUCAAUUUUCUACAAAGGGAUGUCAUCAAUUUCUCAAUUUAUAUCUUCAAAGAAUAGCUGAUGAGAAGAAUAUUAUUUAUGACAAACUUUAUGACAAUACUAUGAGUCUAUUACGUGCCAUGUGGUACAAUCGAAAUACAAUUCUAGUGAAUUAUUUCAGAAAACGUGAAAACUUUUGGAGUCAAUUAUUUUCACCAUUAUUUAGACCUUUUGUUAAAGGUUCCAGAGGAUAUGCUUAUUUAAUAGACGUUGCAACACUCGAAUUAUUUGAAUCUUCACCACCUUCAUUACCAGAGAAUGAUUUCACCAAAAAUCUUGAAAAAUUAUUGUACCAAGACAAUUAUUGGGAACUUAUCGUUGAAUAUAUUCUUGACAACAUUCCUCAAGAUAAAUCUUGUGAAAAACCAGACGAUGACACUCCAAUUGAAUCUCCUUUAUAUGAAGCAAAUAUUGAAGCUUGGUAUCAUUUUAUUGUUACUUUAACCGACAAAAAAAUAGCCAAUAAAUUAAUGUCAAAGAUGGAAGCUUCUAAAAUUCAAUUUAUGACUCGAAUUACUUUAAAAUCAUUAUCAGUAAAAAUGAAACAGACUAAUAAUAUUGGAGAUGCAAGAAUUACAAUGUUAUUGGCUUCAUUAGCGUUGAGAUGUGUAUUUACCUGGAAACUAAAAUGUGUAGAUGAUCAACAAGACUUCGUAGAUAAAAUAGUACAAUUAAUGGAGGAUCUAUUUCAUUCAUACAAUACCUAUGGUGUAGCUCUUCGAAGAAUUCUGGUAUCUUUACUUCUUGGAUGCGUACAACUAGUAAAAGAUACAAUCAUUGAAGAUAAAGCUAAUUUAGAAUAUCUUUUAGUUCAUUCUUGUUUACUUUCUAAUAUUGAAUUACGUAAACUUCGAGAUGCUCUCAAGAAAACUCGCGAACUUCAAACAACAACUGGAAGUAUUAAGCAUAUAUCUGAAGAAGAAAGUGACAUGAUUGAUAGUAAAUUUUUAUCAGAAUCUAAUAGAGUUGCAUAUGAAUCCACCCCUGUAACAUUGACUAUCAGUAUGGUGACCCAAUUACUUCGAUGCACAGCUGAAAAUCAACAUAAAUCAUCCAAAUUUGGCAGCAGAUCUGCAUGUCUUCACCUACGUCAAAUGAUUCCAGAAUUGAUGAAUUGUCUUAAUAGUUGUCUUCAAAACUACCGUUAUCUUGGAUUUAGUCGUGCUGCUCUUGAAUUUCUUGCAACUGUUGCACGUUUACCAUACUAUAAUCCUCCUCCUGCACCUAUUGAGGAUCCAGAAGCCAUUGCUAAUCUUUGGCUCGCAUUAAUACCACCUGCUAGUCUCGGUCAAAGUAUACUCAACUCUUUAUAUGAUGAUAGAACUACUCAAGGACAAUGGAGCUGUCAGGAUUGGUGGAUAGUUUAUACACUUGGUUUGGAAUUUCUAAAUGGAAUGGCAAUGAAUAGUAUUGGUAUUGGAAAUCAAACUUCUUGUCCACCAACUUAUGUAACAUCUAUAAUUAUUUUUUUGGGAUCACAUGAGCAUCAAUUAACAGAAGUAGCUACAUUAUUAAGGCACACAGCUGAUCUUCUAGCUGUAGAUCUUGUACAAUCACUUGUUGCUUUGAUAUCAACAUUAACUAUGAGAUCAAUUAUUUGGGAAAUGAUUCAACCUGAAGUUCGUGAAGGACUUAUGAAGUGUAUGUAUUUAAUUUAUGACAGUACAGUUAAUCUUUUACUUCGUCCAAGGAUUCUGAAAUUUAUUAUUGAUGGAGUAAGUGUAGAAAGUGCUGAAGAUCUUCAUUGGUGUGAUGAAAAAUUACCAAGCAAUGAAUUAAAACUUCUUGUAAAUAAACUAAUUGUCAUUAACUGGUGGUGUGCUCAAUGUUUUGUACGUUUUUCACCGCGACUUAAUGCAUUGGUUGACACAAUUUAUACACAAAACUUCUGGCACACUCCCUUAGCAGAAAUGAACUUUGGACCUCCACAAAUGUCAAUGAGCUCUGGACCAAGUCUUACUUAUGGCACAAUAAUCAGUUCUACGCAACUUUUUACUCAAGCUCUCAAUUCACAUCUUUCGUCAACUUCAACUAAUACAACUGUCACAGGUGGAACUAAUAUCCCAAAACAAUCUUCAAAAGAUGGUAUGGAUUCUGCAAAGUUUGAAUGGGAACGAGCCACACCCGAAAUCCCUAGAAAAAUUCAUUCUAAAGAUUUACGGCGAUUUUUAAGCCUCACAAGACCUGCAUUUCCUUAUUUUAGUAUCUCAGGAAAUACAUCGAAUGUAGGAUUAUUUGAACAUCCACGACUUCUUCGACGGCCGUAUGAUCCAUUGAUCUGCGAGAACACAAUCCUCUCCAGGACCACGUCGUUUUCUCAUCACGGUGGACGACACGUAUCAAAGAAUGGCAUACAAAGCUCGCAAGGCCAAAGCAGUAAUAUUGGUCAAUCAAUACGUGUUGAUUCAAAUCCAUGGUUUGACUCGAUGAAUGAAAACAACUCAAGACUUGCUUUAGAAGUUAACCUAGUUCUGGUUCUUUGUCAGACAUUAGAAGGUGUGAAGAGCCCAAGACUUGCAUUGAGGGACCGUCAACUUAUUGCUCGAGAAACUGCAAAUGAGAUCGGUAUUUUCUUUGAUUUUCUUGAACAAAAGGCAUCAAAUUUGAAUGAAUGGGAAAUAGAAGGUGCUCUUGUUGGCAUUGAAGUAGAUGGAAGUUUAACAAAAGUAGUUAAGCCACCGAUAAAACAAUGUGUGCUGUCAAUGAAUGCGAGACUUCGAGAUGAAACUACAGUCAAUAAACCUUCUGUUGAUAUAGUUAAAGAACAUGAUCCGGGUGAAGGAACAUCACGACAAUCAGAACGAUUAGAUAUAUGCUUAAAUGAGAAUAUUAUCUCAACAGGAAGCUUUAAUAUUGAUUUUACUAGCGUAAAAUUUCUGUCAUUAUUGGGGAAAUUAUUUAAAUCUACUUUGGAGUCUCUCGAUUCUGCACAAUUUGGAUGACAUUAUUGAAAAAAUAUUAUUAAUUUUUCCAAUCAUUUUUGUACAACUUGUUAAUAAAGGUGUAUAAAGGAUUACUAAAUAAAGGUACUUUUAUAUUACA
Chelonus insularis is the source of this 6075-nucleotide messenger RNA. RefSeq names its product nuclear pore complex protein Nup188 (gene Nup188). The record is from RefSeq and is a predicted model, not a curated record. NCBI's taxonomy places the organism in Eukaryota, Metazoa, Arthropoda, Insecta, Hymenoptera, Braconidae. Gene Ontology annotation, cellular component: nuclear pore inner ring. Gene Ontology annotation, biological process: protein import into nucleus; RNA export from nucleus. Gene Ontology annotation, molecular function: structural constituent of nuclear pore. The transcript has 3 exons. Bases 120 to 5975 code for a protein of 1951 amino acids.